AUGGCGCAUAACACUUCAUCUCCCAGGGCGGCUGAUGUUACUCCCACUACCGCGGCCGUCACACAGAAUGAUGAUGGCGUGGGGGCAGCAGCGGCAGUGAGGACGACGGCACCAGCAGACGCACCGUCGUACGAAGACGCACACGUCCACGCGGUAUACGACGCGAUAGCACCUCACUUCUCCGCCACGCGGCACAAGCCGUGGCCGCGCGUGGCUCGCUUCCUGACGGACCUGCCACCUGGCUCCGUAGGACUCGACGUCGGCUGCGGCAACGGGCGAUACAUGUCCGUCAAUCCAUCGGUGCACAUGCUCGGGUGCGAUCGCAGCGAGGCAUUGGUCCGUCUGGCGAGGGAGUCUACAUGUACUCGACGGACUACCGCCACCGCCGCCGCCGCCGCCGCCGUCGGUGAUGAUGGGGAGUACGGAGAGGGGAGAGGAAGAGGGGGAGGAGCAGUCGGUGGUCAGACGCGAGACAUACACGUCGCCGACAGCCUGAGCCUUCCCUUCCGCAACGGGGCUGUCGACUUCGCCAUGUCCAUAGCCGUCAUACACCACAUGUCCACGCCGGAACGCCGUCGGGAGGCCGUGUCGUCCCUGCUGGCCGCCGUGGUGCCCCGCGGGCCCGUGCUCCUCUACGUGUGGGCUCUGGAGCAGGCUGACUCCAGGCGCGGCUAUCACCCCGGCUGCGACCAGGAUACCCUCGUCCCCUGGGUCAUGCGCGCCCCCAAGGUCAAGGGGCAGGAUCAGAAGCAGAAGCAGAAGCAGAAGCAGAAGCAGAAGCAGAGGCAGAAGCAGAGGCAGAAGCAGAGGAAUAAGCAGAACCAGAACCAGGACCAGGACCAGGACCAAACCCUCGCGGAGGAGGCGGAUGUGGACGCAGACGCAGACGCGGGACAGGGCACAACCUAUCACAGAUACUACCAUCUGUACAGAGAGGGCGAGCUGGAGGCUGAUGUCCGCGCCGUGGGUGGCGUGGUGAUGGAUGCCGGCUACGAGAAGGAUAACUGGUGGGUCGUCUGUACGAGGGAGUAUUGA
Geosmithia morbida is the source of this 1035-nucleotide messenger RNA. RefSeq names its product tRNA (uracil-5-)-methyltransferase TRM9. Gene Ontology annotation, biological process: tRNA wobble uridine modification. Bases 1 to 1035 code for a protein of 344 amino acids. The transcript has a single exon. The record is from RefSeq and is a predicted model, not a curated record. Gene Ontology annotation, cellular component: cytoplasm; nucleus. Gene Ontology annotation, molecular function: tRNA binding. Lineage: Eukaryota; Fungi; Ascomycota; Sordariomycetes; Hypocreales; Bionectriaceae.